This is a messenger RNA of Colletes gigas, 1335 nucleotides long. RefSeq names its product probable tubulin polyglutamylase TTLL1 (gene TTLL1B). The record is from RefSeq and is a predicted model, not a curated record. Bases 1 to 1335 code for a protein of 444 amino acids. The transcript has 9 exons. Gene Ontology annotation, molecular function: tubulin binding; metal ion binding; tubulin-glutamic acid ligase activity. NCBI's taxonomy places the organism in Eukaryota, Metazoa, Arthropoda, Insecta, Hymenoptera, Colletidae. Gene Ontology annotation, cellular component: cilium. Gene Ontology annotation, biological process: microtubule cytoskeleton organization; protein polyglutamylation.
AUGGCGACUGGUGCAUUUACAGAAAGCAAACGUGCUGCAAACUUAAGUUUAUCCACCAGCUACGGCAGAACAAUUUUUAUUCAUUGUCAUAGAGUAUGCACGAGUGGAACAGACAAGACGAAAGUCGCAUUUUGCACGGACGUAGAAAAAUCUAUAAUAGUACACAAUUUCGAAAAAAGGGGGUGGGUGCAAGUUGGUCCGGAGGAUGACUGGAAUUUCUAUUGGGCAGUCACGCAAUCCUGCAGGACCAUAUUCAGCGUGGAAACGGGAUACCGGAUGGACGACAAACAAAUGAUUAAUCACUUUCCGAAUCAUUACGAAUUGACGCGAAAGGACCUUCUGGUGAAGAAUAUAAAGAGGUACAGAAAGGAGCUGGAACGGGAGGGGAAUCCUAUCGCGGAAAGGGGCGACUGUCCUGGAAAAUAUCUCUAUUUAGACUUCAUUCCAGUCACCUUUGUUUUACCAGCAGAUUAUAACAUGUUCGUGGAGGAGUACAGAAAGUCGCCUCAGAGCACGUGGAUCAUGAAACCGUGCGGUAAAUCACAGGGAGCCGGUAUAUUCCUGAUCAAUAAACUGAGCAAGCUGAAGAAAUGGUCCAGAGAGGCAAAGAAUCCGUUCAAUCCCAAUUUAACCAAGGAAUCGUACGUUAUAUCCAGGUACAUCGACAAUCCGCUGCUGAUCGGAGGCAAGAAGUUCGACCUCCGAUUGUACGUCCUCAUCGCGUCGUUUCGUCCACUGAAAGCGUAUUUGUUCAAGCUUGGAUUCUGUCGCUUUUGCACGGUCAAAUACGACACCAGCAUACAAGAAUUAGACAACAUGUACAUACACCUUACGAACGUGUCCGUGCAAAAGCAUGGAGAGGAGUAUAACAGCAAGCACGGCGGUAAAUUGAGCGUGCACAAUUUGAGAUUAUACUUGGAGAGCACGCGUGGAAAAGCGGUCACCGAGAAGUUGUUCGCGAACAUCACAUGGUGCAUCGUCCACUCUUUGAAAGCGGUCGCCCCGGUCAUGGCGAACGACCGACACUGCUUCGAGUGUUACGGCUACGACAUUAUCAUCGACAAUGAGCUAAAACCGUGGCUCAUAGAGGUGAACGCGUCCCCGUCGUUGACUUCCACCACGGUGAACGAUCGAAUUCUAAAAUACAAAUUGAUCGACAACAUAAUUUCGAUCGUGGUGCCACCUGACGGUGUGCCCGACGUAAGGUGGAACAAAUGUCCUCAGCCAGAAGCCCUGGGGAACUUCGAGCUGUUGCUGGACGAGGAUUUGUGCGCCCAAGAAGACAAAGACUACUCGUCUGGCAAAUGUCGCGGCUCCUCGAGCAAAUGGAAAUAA